GGGUCGCGCCGCCCUUUGUUGUCUCGGGCGCGGCCGGGCAGCGCCGAGCCUCGGCGGCAGCGCGGACCCCCGAGCUCUGCGGUCGCCCCGGGAGCCGUCGGCGGGUCGGGCAGGAUGGCCCAGGAGAGCCUGCUGGGCAUGGACGAGGGGGCGCUGAGGAAGCUGCUGGAGGCAACGCUGGACCUUGCUGAGCGGCGCCGCAUCCGCUCGGCCAUCAGGGAGCUGCAGCGACAGGAGCUGGAGAGGGACGAGGAGGCACUGGCAUCCAAGCGCUUCCGCCCCGAGCGUGGCAGCCACCGGCAGGACAACAAGGAGAACUGGCUGCGGUCCCAGCAGCUGGAGGAAGAGCAGCAGAAGGCUCUGGCUUCCCUGUCCCGGGAACUUGAAUCAAUCACCGAUGUGGAAGAGCUGACAAAGCUGCUGCGGGCAGCCAGUGAAUACGAGGAGCGCAAGCUCAUCCGGGCUGCCAUCCGCAAGCUGCGGGCUGAGGAAAUUGAAGCUGUAGCCCUGGCUGGUAAUGUGCAGAGCAACCGGAGGGAUGGCACUGAGUCCCCAGCCAUGCCUGCAGGUGCAGAAGGCAGCCAGAGGGAUGAUGCUGAAGCGCCAGCUCUGUCUGGGAAUGGGAAGAGCAGCCAGAGAGGAGACUCUGAGCUUCCAGCUGCAGUGAGGAGUGUGGACAGCAGCUGUCAGGGCAGCGCUGAGUCCCUGGCUGUAGCCGGGAGUGUGGAGAGCAGACAGAGGGGUGAUGCUGAGCAGCCGGUGCUGGCUGGGACAGAGGAGAGCAGCCACGGUAGUGAUGCAGACCAGCUGCCUGCUGAGGAGCCUGAACAUCCUGUGGCCCAUGAGCAAGACGCAUCAGUGGAGCAGGAGCAUGCCCAAACUGAGACGCGGGAGCUGAACAGCCAGCAGCUGAGAGGGCCCCAGAAACCCAGUGCCCAGGGCACAGCCUCGGGAACCCUGGUGAUCCUAGACCUGCACCCAGCACUGGAGCCUGCUCCAGCACCGGAGCCUGCUCCAGCCCUAAAACCUGAAGACCACGCCACGGAGCUGGAGCAGGUCCAGCCAUGCACCAAGCAUGUGGCCGAGAGUGAACUGCAGUACCAGGCCUCCUGGAAAGACAAGAGCCCCAGCAGCCCCUCUGCCGUGCAGGAGCCCCACACUGAGCAGCUAGAGACCACGUGCAGCACAGGGCAAAGCCACCAGGCAGAGCAGCAUCCCCAGCAUCAGCCCUGUGCUGUCAGCCAGGGCAACCAGUUUGUCAUCUGUGUGCGAAGCCAGGCAUCAGGGAAGGCUGUGCAGCUGGAGGAGAAGCGAGCGGCACCCACCCAGGACGUAGCGAGGACCCCGGCUCGCCUGAACACUCACCGCUGGGAGCAAACACCGUCCUCCCUGUGCCCGGCUGGCCGCGUGGAGCCGAGCCCCGACGGCCCCGUCCGGCGCUCCUCCUCGGUGCGAGAGCGUGCCCAGCGCUUCGCCCCUGCGGCCCCGGCCCCGGCGGGCGGCCCCGAGGGGGCGGGCGGCGCGGGGGGGCGGGCCGGGCCCGGCCAAUGGCAACGGGGGCCGCGCUCGGCCCCGCCGGGGCCCGCUCAAAACGCGCGGGGCGGCGGCGGAGGCGCAGAGCAGAGCCCGGCCCAGCCGCCCGCAGGCCCCCGCCUCGCCGGCCCCGGCCCCGGCGCCCACGACGGCAUGAAGACCUACUUCACCAUCGAGAUCAAGGAUGGGCGCGUGCAGCCCCUCACGCAGUCCCUCACGCCCCGCGUCGUGGCCGCCCCCGGCAGCCAGCAGCGGGCAGAGCUUACCCUGGGGCUUAGGAGCACCCCCAUCCGCAUCACCACCAUCCCCAGCAGCAGCAGCGUCUGCAGCAUCAGCAGCAAUGUCAUCAAGGACCCUUGCGCUCACUUUGAGGGCACCGAGGAGCCCGGCAGCCCCGUGGCCCAUCCACCCACUUUCUCCAGCACUCGCCAGCAGUCAUCUGUGCACCUCUCCCGGAGCAACAGCUUUAUGGAACCAGAGCUGGUGGAGCAGCCCCAGGCACCAAGGCUGGAGCCAGAGCUGCCCAAUGGCAUGGAGAAGGUCCAAGUGAAGGAGGUGGAAAAGAGGACCAAGCUAAACAUUGAGGAGCUGAACAGGAUUGAGGAUGAGGAUGUUCUGGAUAAGAUGCUGGAUCAGACAACAGACUUUGAGGAGCGACGACUGAUCCGUAAUGCCAUGCGGGAGCUGCGUCAGCGCAAGCGAGACCAGCGGGAGAAGGAGCGGGACCAGAGGCUGCAGGAGAUGAAGAGCCAGGCUACAGCAGGCAGGGCCGGCCACACCACCGAGACCACUACCACGCAGAGCACCCAUUCGGCCGAUGGCUCAGCCCGCAGCACUGUCACCAAAACAGAACGCCUCAUCCAGUCUAAUGAUGGCUCCAAGACUUCCCGUACAACAACCAUGGAGUCGAGUUACGUGAAGAGAUCAGACAAUGGCAGCAGCACGUUUGUUCAAACCAAAUCAUCCUACAGCUCCUCUUCCAAGAAGACAGGCAGCAUCUUUGACCGGGAAGAUGAGAGUGCCUCAAGGCAGAGCAGUCUGGCGGCGCUGGAGCGGCGCCAGGCUGAGAAGAAGAAGGAGCUGAUGAAAGCUCAGAGCCUGCCCAAGACAUCCGCCUCACAGGCUCGCAAGGCCAUGAUUGAGAAGCUGCAGAAGGAGGGUGGAAGCUCUCCAAACCCUGCGGUGGCACGCACAGCUGUGCAGCGCUCCUCCAGCUUUGGUGUUCCCAAUGCCAGCAGCAUCAAGCAGAUGUUGCUGGACUGGUGCAGAGCCAAGACCCGGGGCUAUGAGCAUGUGGACAUCCAGAACUUCUCAUCCAGCUGGAGCGAUGGCAUGGCCUUCUGUGCUUUGGUCCACAACUUCUUUCCAGAGGCUUUUGACUACAGCCAGCUCACACCCCAGAAUCGCCGUCACAACUUCGAGGUGGCCUUCUCCUCUGCAGAGAAGCACGCAGACUGUCCGCAGUUGCUGGACGUGGAGGACAUGGUCCGGAUGCGCGAGCCGGAUUGGAAGUGUGUGUACACAUACAUUCAGGAAUUCUAUCGCUGCCUGGUCCAGAAGGGGCUGGUAAAAACCAAAAAGUCGUAGCCCAUUUUCACCCCCGGGAGCGAUGGAUGCUGGCAGACUGCGUGCCCCUGGUGGAGGUGGAAGACAUGAUGAUCAUGGGGAAGAAGCCAGACCCCAAGUGCGUCUUCACCUAUGUGCAGUCCCUCUACAACCACCUGCGUCGCCACGAGUUGCGCAUGCGGCAGAAAGAGUGCUAGAGCCUGCCCUGGCCUGCAGCUGCCCGACACCUCACUGCCCCCUCCCCGCAGGGACGCUGGUGUGCGGAGGAGCUGCUGCUCCGCGGAGAGGCUGGCGGGAGGGCCUGGAGAGGCUGUGGGGCUGGCACUGGGGAAGGGGGGACUCUGUCACUUGGGUCACCCCCGCUUUAGCCUUGCUGGAGCUCCUCAGUCAGCCUCGGCCCUGGCUGGCUGCCAGCCAGCUGAACGCAUGGGCAGGGCAGGACAGUGCCAAGUGGAUGCUGCCCAGGAUGCCACCCUCCCUGCAGCCAGCUUGGCUCUCCUCCCCCCCGCCAUGCUCUAGCAUAUUAAGUUAUUUGUUUUCAAGGAAUUGUUUGUAUGUGGGCAGUGCCCCUGUUUCCCAGGGAGGCUGGGGCAUGGUCAUGCCCUCGGGCCCUGAGCCAGCAUGGGUCCGCGUAAGUGCAACUCAGCCCACGGACCCCCAAGAACCAGGGCCCUGGUGGGCACUGCUGGUUUUGGUACAUCCAUAAGGCAGAGCACCUUGGUCUCCAGGCAGCCCGAGAGCGGUUUUCCUGGCCUCCCUACAGGGAAGCCAGCCUCUCUGCCCACCACAGUCCCUGCUUGGUGCCACCUCUCUGGGAUGGCCCCAUGCUGACACCCUGCUUCCCACUGCACUCACGUGCCCAGGGCACUUCCACGGCAGGGACCUGCAGCACCCACGUGCUGGGGAGCUGGAGGGGAGCAGGGAGGGUGCGAGGGGCCAGGGUCUAGGCAGCCCCCGUGCUCCUCCCCAGCUCUGGGCACAUUGUGCUCAGUGCCACUCACCCCUUCAUCACCGUCUACACCUGCGUUGACACGUGUACCAACACCAGCCAGACAAUAAAGGUUUAUUCUAUAGGGCAA
This is a messenger RNA of Cygnus atratus (black swan), 4178 nucleotides long. RefSeq names its product smoothelin (gene SMTN). Gene Ontology annotation, biological process: actin cytoskeleton organization. The record is from RefSeq and is a predicted model, not a curated record. Bases 115 to 3120 code for a protein of 1001 amino acids. Lineage: Eukaryota; Metazoa; Chordata; Aves; Anseriformes; Anatidae. Gene Ontology annotation, molecular function: protein binding. Gene Ontology annotation, cellular component: microtubule organizing center; filamentous actin. The transcript has 22 exons.